UGAACAAAGUGAAACAAUAUGUUAAUAUCACAGCUGACUUCCCAGUUACUGAAGGCUUCACGUAUUGCAGGCCACCUUUUGCCAAGGUCAGUGUCUUCCUUUCUUUGCUGUCGUUCUACAUCUGCGCGCUAUAGCACGCAGCCAUCUAACAAGAGUGGAGCCCAACCUCAGCAGUGGUAUGCUCUGGACCCUGAACUGGAAGAGAUGCUGGUCCCCAGAAAACUUUCCAUCAGCCCCUUAGAAAGCUGGCUGACAGUUAGAUACUCCCUUCCUAAAACAGAAGUCCUUAAUGCUCAGGAAGAAGUGGGCUAUGAACCUCUCCAGCGAUAUGACUGUCCCCCGUCUGAUGAGGGAGCUGAUGUGGAGGAAGGAGAGGGAACACUUAGCAACAAGCUUCAAUGUAAGAACGUUUUGAAGAUUCGCAGAAGGAAAAUGAAUCGGCACAAGUUCAAAAAGCUGCUAAAGCGAAGAAAGUUUGUACGGAGGAGGAUAAAGGAAGGUCGCAAGAAGAAACGUCAGAUAAAAUUUGAGAAGGAUUUGGAGCGCAUCUGGAAAAGAGCUGGUUUGAAAAAUCCUCCUGCGGGAUGGCAAACACCCAAGAUAUUUCUGAAAAGUUCAAAGCGAUAAAAACCACUUGUAAUGAGUUUUAACCUGUAAUUGUAAUUAAAAAAUAUUUAAGUACGC
Molecule: messenger RNA, 684 nt
Organism: Nipponia nippon (crested ibis)
Lineage: Eukaryota; Metazoa; Chordata; Aves; Pelecaniformes; Threskiornithidae
Source: RefSeq, a predicted model, not a curated record